AAGUUUAUGGAUGAUUUUAGAUCCACAAAAGCCUUCGUUUUUUCUUCAAACUUCAUUGGUAUCUACAAGCACGAUACUCAAAAUACUGAGAGAUCCUUGAAUAGAAGUGCCACAUGGAAGAUAAAUCAUUCAAAUACGUGUCAACGCGAAGACACAAUGGCCUGCAGAGGAAAAUAUUGAAAAUGAAGUGAAUAUAAAAAGAGGAGGAAAAUGGGGGAGAUUCAGUGUGUAGGUGUCACAAUCACAUGUGGGGUGUUCCUCAAUCACCCAAAUCCCACACGGAAUGCCAUGUGAUUUGGUUUACAUCCUUAUUAUUUCAAAUCCCCAGAGGCCCACCACCACCCAACCGCUCUUUCCCUCUAUUUAUAUUAAACCACUCACAACAAGAAUGUUACACUCAUUUCCUCUCAACCAUGGUGAUAAAUCCAACACUCAGUUCCAAAAAUGAGAAUAUUACAAUGUGAUCUAGCUCUGAGCUUGCCUCUAUAAGUUCACUUCAUCUGAAUUGCUGUUCUUGUAGUUAUCUGUUGUCCAUCCACCAUGAAUCCUCAACCGAGCUCUGGGUCCUCUCAUGACUUCAAGUUUUGAAUGCACUUUGUGGGUUCUCUUGUUGAUGAAGAGCCAAGCUGUGGAGGUUAACGAUUGGGGGAUCUGGCCUUGGUAUUCUCAGAUUCAUUGGUGUUUGAGUUACUGGGAAUGAUAUUGGUUUAGCUCAUCACAAGCCCUUUCAUUCUUCUUUUAUCAAUUCUGCUCGUCAAAUUAGUGAUUGAAGUAUCAAGUUCUACCAUUGAAUGGGUCCCAACUAGUGUAAUGAGGCUUGGUUUUAGUUUGGAAAUUAUUGUGAAAAUGAUGAAAGAAGGGAAAAAAAGGUGGAAAGAGAAAGGAAAGGAAAAGAAAGAAUAAGUUGGAGGUGCAGAAAAUUUUCUUUCACUCUUCCUCAACCAUUCCACACUUUCUAUGGAAAAUGGGAGGCUCCAAAAAUAUAUAAAUUUGCCCCAGCUUCCAUUAUAUUUUUCCUUCCCAUUUUCCAUCACAAUCAAACAUGUGAAAUUGGCAUUCCUUUUAACUUUGUUCCCCCUUUUAGUCUCCUUUGGGGUGUUUAAGUUCACGAAUAAUCCUAUUAAAGUCAAUUGCUUCAUCACCUGGGUUAAAGACCUAGAAUUUGCCCAGGGUAUGGGUUUUGAGUUGUGAAGGGCUCCUUAUAUUGUAUUUAUCUUGGUGUUACCAUGGAAUCUUAUUCAGUUAUUGGAGCUCUUGCGCAUACUUUUGGUUGGAAAGAGACAUGGAGGCAUACAUUCCUUUUGGCAUUUCAAAGCCUCGGAAUAGUUUAUGGUCGCUUGAGUACUGCUCCACUAUAUGUAUUUAUGUCAAUUCCAAGAGAGGAUAUAAUAUCAGAACAGAGGGUAUAUGAGCUCUUCUCCUUUGUGUUCUGGACUAUGACCAUCAUUCCUCUACUGAAGUAUGCCUUCAUAGUAUUGAGAGCUGAUGACAAUGGAGAGGGUGGUACUUUUGCUUUAUACUCAUUGCUUUGCCGGCAUGCCAAAGUGGGUCUGCAUCCAAAUGAUAGAAGUGCUAAUGAAGUUAUGAAAAGCAUAAGUGCACCUGCUUCUAAGACCAAGGUGGAAUCAAGAGCCAGAAGGGCCAUUGAAAAACAUAAAAGCAGUCACUAUUUGAUGUUGUUUUUGGCUCUGUUCGGGUCUUGCAUGGUGAUUGGCGAUGGGGUACUGACCCCAGCUAUUUCUGUGUUAUCAGCUUCAUCAGGAUUUGAACGAUCGAUGUCUCAUAUAGCUCAUAAAAUUGCCUCCUCACAAAGAGUGGGGGACGACAUAGCAAAAGCCUUCAAAAGAUAUGUUCCGGUCCCCUUUGCAUGUGCUAUAUUGGUAGGCCUUUUCACACUGCAACACUAUGGGACUCAUAAAAUUGGGUUUUUAUUUGCACCGAUCAUUGUUAUUUGGCUCUUCUUCAUCAGCGGGGUGGGUUUAUACAAUAUCUUUUAUUCGGACCAUCAAAUCAUCUAUGCAGUCUCCCCAGUAUACAUGUACAGAUUUAUGAGGAACUUCGACCAUCAAGGUUGGAGGUCAUUAGGCAGCAUCCUUCUAUCUGUAGCAGGAUCAGAGGCUAUGUUUGCAGAUCUUGGCCAUUUCUCAAAGAAAUCACUGAAGAUUACUUUUGUCUGCUUGAUUUAUCCAGCCCUGAUUUUAUGUUAUGCGGGUCAAGCUGCAUUUAUCUCUAAAAACUGGCGUGUGUUUGAAGAUGUUACUUAUCUUAGUGAAUCAGUACCUGGAGCCUUUCUUCGCCAUAUUGUCGUAUUGUUGUCUCUUCUUGCUUCUGCUGUUGGAAGCCAAGCAACCAUUACUGCCAGUUUCUCUGUCAUAAACCAGUGCCUGGCACUCGGUUGUUUUCCCAGAGUAAAAGUUAUUCAUACAUCAGAUACUAUGAAUGGGCGGGUUUAUAUUCCAGAUGUCAACUGGUUAUUGAUGAUUCUCAGCCUUGGCAUUGUAAUAGCUUUCCAAGACAUUGCACGAAUUGGAAAUGCAACAGGUCUAGCUAUAAUUUCUGGAAUGCUAGUAACCACUUGUCUGAUGUCGCUUGUAAUCACAUUGUACUGGGAGAAGAGUCUGUUUGUCUCUGCAUGCUUUUUAUUAUCUUUUGGCUUGGUUGAGAUAAUGUAUCUGUCAGCAUGUAUGUCAAACUUUCACAAGGGAGCAUGGUAUCUAGUUGUUCUUUUCGUAUUUUCCAUGACAAUCAUGCUUUCAUGGCACUAUGGCAUCAUGAAGAAGUAUGAGUUUGAUUUACAGAAUAAGGUGUCCAUGGAAUGGAUUACAGAGAUGAGCCCUGGUCUUGGGGUCUCCAGGGUCCCUGGAAUUGGCUUCAUCUACACUGAUAUUGUGUCAGGAAUCCCAGCUUUUUUCUCCCACUUCAUUACAAAUCUUCCUGCAUAUCACCAAGUGCUGAUCUUUGUGUCAUUCAAGUCCUUACCAGUGCCUUGUGUCCCCCAAAAGCAGAGGUAUCUCAUAGGGAGGCUUGGCGCCAAGGACUAUAAAGUUUACCGAUGUAUUGUAAGAUAUGGAUACUGUGAUAACAUCAGGGACACAGAUGAUUUUGAGGAUCAGAUUAUCCGUUGUAUUGGAGAAUUCAUUGCUUUGGAAGAAAAUGAUUUGGAAUCCUUGACCUCCCCAGAAGGAAGAAUGAUUGUUGUUGGAAACCCAAUGCUGGAUGGAAAUGCCUUGGUUCCCAUCCCUGAAAUGAAUUCAAAUUUGGCCUCUCCAAGGUUGUCAAACAAUGGAACUCAGAGAACCCUGUCUAGUGAUUCAAUUGAGAGUGCAUCUGCUCCUGUCACAAAAAGAAAGGUCAGAUUCAUGUUGCCUCCAGAGAGCCCCAAAAUGCAGGUUUCUGUCAGGGCAGAACUCCAAGAACUAGUUGAUGCCAGGGAGAGCGGCACUGCAUAUUUCUUGGGCCAGUCACAUCUGAAAGUGCGUGAUGGCUCAAGCUUUCUGAAGAGAUUCCUGAUCAUGACCUAUGUUUUUCUUGAUAAGAACUGCCGUGAGCCUCCGGUAGCACUCAACAUUCCUCAUGCUGCUCUUGUAGAGGUUGGUAUGGUCUAUACCAUAUGAAUCGUAAAGCAUCGACAUUUCACUCUUCUUUGCUCUUUGCUUACAAAAUAUGUGCCUAUGCAGCUUGAUUUAGAUGAUCACAUGAAUGAAAAAUCAUUGUUGCUAGACUCAUUUCAUUUUCUUCACAAUUCUUUUCUGUUCUGGUUGGCCAAUGCUGAUAAGACAGAAAAUAGAAGAUAAUUUUGAUAUGUUUCAA
Molecule: messenger RNA, 3810 nt
Organism: Vitis riparia (riverbank grape)
Lineage: Eukaryota; Viridiplantae; Streptophyta; Magnoliopsida; Vitales; Vitaceae
Product: potassium transporter 1-like
Exons: 11
Coding region: 1227-3614 (795 amino acids)
Biological process (GO): potassium ion transmembrane transport
Cellular component (GO): membrane
Molecular function (GO): potassium ion transmembrane transporter activity
Source: RefSeq, a predicted model, not a curated record